CAACAAAGAAUUCUUGCACGAGACAACACACACGAGAAACACAGUAAAAAUAAUCAGGUGUGGAAGGAAAAAAUCGCAGCAGACAGAAAUCGAAAGGAAAAUCUCGCUUUUCCGCCAUUUGCUUCUGCUGUUAAUUCUUCGAGAUCGGGCGCACGACCGUGCAAACACUACGAGACACGGGGAACAAUACCAGCCAUCCUUUGGUAGCCGCACUACGCAACACAUACCGAUCCACAAUGUCCGGAGUGAAUUUAACACGCAACGAAGUGAUACAGGUUGCGCUGCGUAUCUCGCUGCUAUCAAUCGUCACGUACUACUCGGCCAAAUGGUUGAUCCGCAACCUGGACCCGUCCAACAAGAGCAAAAAGAAAGCCAUCGAACAUGCGGAGGAGAUUUUGAGGAAGUUGAGUCCGACGAUGAAAAAAUCUGCACUACAGAACUUGAACGAGUAUGAGAUGGUCAUUGCAUCGCAUCUAGUAGUGCCGGAGAACAUUACGGAAAGCUGGGACAGCAUUGCCGGGCUGGACGAUGUGUGCCAAGAAAUUAAGGAAAGUCUCGUGUUUCCGGUGUGCCACCGGGACAUGUUUGCCGGAUCGGCUCUCUACCAGCCUCCAAAAGGCGUGCUACUUUACGGACCACCUGGUUGCGGUAAAACGCUGAUUGCCAAGGCAACGGCAAAGGAGGCCGGUAUGCGCUUUAUCAAUCUCGAUGUUGCCAUGCUGACGGACAAGUGGUACGGCGAGUCGCAGAAGCUUGCCUCGGCCGUGUUUACACUGGCCGUUAAAAUUCAACCGUGCAUCAUCUUCAUCGACGAGAUCGAUUCGUUCCUGCGUGCCAGAAACUCGUCCGAUCACGAAGCGACAGCCAUGAUGAAAACGCAGUUCAUGAUGCUUUGGGACGGGCUGAACACCGAGUCCGACUCCACGAUCAUCGUGAUGGGUGCGACCAACCGGCCCCAAGAUCUCGACAAAGCCAUCCUGCGCCGUAUGCCGGCCCAAUUCCACAUCGGUCUACCGAGCGAGGAACAGAGGCAGAAAAUUUUGCGACUAAUCUUGCAGCACGAAAAGGUUGCACCGGAGGUGGACUACCCACAGCUGGCGCGCAUGACCGCCGGAUACUCCGGUUCGGACCUGAAAGAGAUCUGUCGCAAUGCUUCGGUGCACCGUGUGCGCAAGGUGAUGAAAAACAAGGAAAUUAUGAGUGCGGUACGUGCGGCGGCAAACAAGGCACAGGAAGAACGAAUGCACGGUGGCGGUAGUUCGCUGCCGAACGGAUGCAACGGGGUGUCACAGAAUGGUGGACUAGAGUUCGGAACGCCUUCCAUUACGAUGGAGGACUUGGUGGAGUCAUUGCGUAGUAUGAAGCACUCCAAGUAUACGACCGGAGUGUUGAAUGACGCUCGGAUCGAUUUGGAUUAAAGUGUGACUUUAGAGAACGAGCGGGAUCGGAGAUAGAUUAAGCUAAUCCCAGAUGCGCAGCAUGAUAGGGCACGAGCGGGGAAAAAUGGGGACAGGAAUGAGGGGGUUCUACCAGCAGUAGAUAAGCACAGUUAAUAGCUUCCCAGUGAUCUUUUCCGGGUGUUCCGAUACCUAUGACCGCUUCAGUACGCCUAAAUACUAAAUUCUCAGUUGUUAUCGUGGAUGUGAGAUGAUUGUCGAAUAAGCGGGGCAGAAAGUUUGGCCGAUGUGUCCUCUGUGGCUAUUUCCAGUACAGUUAAUGUGAGGUGUACCACUUUUAAGCGCGAUAAGUGAUUCGGUGCAAAAAAAAAAAAAAUGAUGACGAAUGGCAGCGCGCGUUCGUGUGUGUGUGUGAGUUGUGUCACUUUAUCUUGUAUUUAUCCUUAAUAGGAAAUGUUGAAUUUACGAUUGUUGUUCACGCAUUAUUGACUGUAACGAUGCAAAAACGCAUUAGUAUAUGAUGAAAUACAAGAGCCGUAGCACAUAGUAGAAUGGGAUAGAACUUUAGAUAUAGUACGCUGCACCAAAAUCGCUUCACCAGUAAGAAGUAGUAGGAUGCGUUUACGUAGUUUACGUGCUUGAAGGGAAUGCCACACGAGCUGUUUAGGAGGAUGAUAACAAGCGUUGUUUUAUCGUUUUGUUUUUAUAGCCCGGCGUUUUUCAGUAACUGAAAGAGCAAACGCGAGAGUGUGUGAGCAUGUUUGUGUGUGUGUGUGUGUGAGUUUUAUUUUUUUUCUCGCUUCGUCCUUUAUCUCGAUCGGGCGAUCGGCGAUUCCGUUUGGUGGCAUCUUAAACCGUAGGUUACCGGUAAGUUGUAAUUGGAGGAACGAACCAAUUGUAGAUACGUUCAGUUUAAGGCGUGAUGGCGUGUAGAAAGGAGUACAAUAUUUAAAAAAAGCUGAAUAAAAAAUUAAUUUGAACUUAA
Molecule: messenger RNA, 2382 nt
Organism: Anopheles stephensi (Asian malaria mosquito)
Lineage: Eukaryota; Metazoa; Arthropoda; Insecta; Diptera; Culicidae
Product: ATPase family AAA domain-containing protein 1-like
Exons: 3
Coding region: 237-1418 (393 amino acids)
Cellular component (GO): mitochondrial outer membrane
Molecular function (GO): ATP hydrolysis activity; ATP binding
Source: RefSeq, a predicted model, not a curated record